AUAACAGUAAACUCAAUUUAAAACUUUCCAAUUAAAAAGCUAAAAUUUUGUUGGAAUGCAAUGGAUCGUUAUCAUUCAGUAUCAUACCAUGUUCCGUAUCCUUUUCCGUUUCCUGAUCGUAGAAGAGCCAUCCCGAUCUAGGAUCGAUGGUGUCUUCUAUUCCUUGAUUCCUACCCCGAGGAGGGGAGGGGAGUUCUACGGCCAGUCCACUUCGGGCGCUGGUCGGCGGUACUUCGGGAGGGCCUCAGCUUCGUCAUCUUUAUUGAGCAAAUGAGCUGGAGGCGACGGGGAAUAGGUGGCACCCUCACCUGAGAGCGCUGCUCCAGCCAUCGUCAAUUUCCCGGCUACAGGCAUCAGCAUGGACUGGGUCAUCCGGGACAAUUACACCACGCUAUCCAAUGGCUCUCAACCGGAAGCCAUCAACUCCUUCUACUUUUAUCAGACUGAGCAGCUGAGCCUGUUAUCAUUUCUUCUAGCAGCCAUAGUCCUAGGAAAUGUUUCUGUACUCCUCGCUCUUCUGCUCAGCAAGAGAAGAAAAUCGAGGAUGAAUUUCUUCAUAAUGCACCUUGCCUUUGCUGAUUUGUCUGUUGGUAUCAUCAGUGUUUCAACAGAUAUUAUUUGGAGGAUUACUGUAGCAUGGAAAGCUGGAAAUGUCAUGUGCAAGUCAGUCAGAUUUAUGCAAGCAAUGGUCACAUACUCCUCAACAUAUGUCCUCGUAGCACUCAGUCUAGACCGUCUUGAUGCCAUUACUCGUCCAAUGAACUUCUCCAGGGGCUGGUCAAGGGCUCGGGUCUUAGUCGCGUCUGCUUGGAUACUUAGUGCCAUCUUUUCAUCUCCUAUAUUAGUACUUUAUGAGGAAAAACUAAUCCAAGGGAGCUUACAGUGCUGGAUUGAGCUGGGAUCUGAACUGAAAUGGCAAUUGUACAUGUGUUUGGUUGCGCUAAGCCUGUUUAUUGUACCUGCAUUCAUCAUUGCAGGUUGUUAUACUAUUAUUGUAUACACAAUAUGGAAGAAAAGUGCACAUUUAGCGCCUAACCACCAGGCAAUGCCACUGAAGGAUGGGGACAAACAUGAAGAAAUUGGAGAUCUCAGAAGAGCUAGUUCGAGAGGAAUAAUCCCAAAAGCAAAAAUUAAAACUGUUAAGAUGACUUUUGUGAUUGUGUUUGUGUUCAUCAUCUGCUGGAGCCCAUAUAUCAUCUUUGACCUUUUGCAAGUGUUUGGACAUGUCCCUCGGACCCAGACAAAUAUUGCUGUUGCAACUUUUAUCCAGAGCCUUGCUCCUCUCAACUCAGCUGCCAAUCCAGUUAUAUACUGUCUGUUUUCAACUAGGGCAUGCACAACAUUAGGGAAAUUGCCACCAUUUUCAUGGAUCUGUUGCUGUUUUGUUUCUCGUGGACCUGAAACGAGUAGCAUUAUUGACACAGUUACUUCUACCCUCAGAAGAGCCACGAUGAGGACACAGGAUAAUCUUUAAAUGCUGAUAAAUUGAUUAUGGAUGUUUCAUAAAUUGAAAAAUAAUAUGUACAAUGAAUUUUAUUUAUUUAUUUAUGAAUUCAUUUUAACUAUAAUACCAUGAAUCGAUAGGAUCGUCUUAUUCUUAAAAUGGAAUAUUGAUAUUAUGUACUAAUUCUCUAUCAGAUAGUUUCAAUUGUUCAAACUUGAAGAAAUAAUGGAUUUUCUCUUUCUUUAGUCAAAAUCUAAAGUUUAUAAGCUAUCUAAGGAACCAUGACAAGUAUUUACUGUCUUUUUCUAUUUUUUUUUGGGAGCAAGAGUGACAAAUUGUAAAAAGUACUGAUAGAAUAUUCUUUAAGAAAAACAAAUGCAAAAAUGUGAUUUGUAUCUUUCGUCACAUUGUAAAUAGUAAUUGUGUGUAAAAGAGAUGAUAUACAAAUAUAGAUAAACAAUAAUAACUAUUUAAUUUAUAUGAAAUAAAUAUACAAGACAAUAAUAUGUUUAUUAUAACUGUACAGAUGAUUGUAAUGUCAUAUUUAUAUGCAAUAAUAUAAAUCUCUAAUGAUUACAUAUGUAUAUAUUUUCCUGUUAUAAGUAGUUUUCUUUAUUAGUUUUAUUUCGGUAUUUAUGUUGUGUAAUAUGAAACAUAUUGUAGUGAUGGUUCUUUAUAUAUAAAAAAUAUAGAUCUAAUAAAAGAUUAAACUUCAAUUUCAUUUU
Nezara viridula (southern green stink bug) is the source of this 2169-nucleotide messenger RNA. The record is from the annotation of a GenBank genome assembly. NCBI's taxonomy places the organism in Eukaryota, Metazoa, Arthropoda, Insecta, Hemiptera, Pentatomidae.